Physcomitrium patens is the source of this 4124-nucleotide messenger RNA. The record is from RefSeq and is a predicted model, not a curated record. NCBI's taxonomy places the organism in Eukaryota, Viridiplantae, Streptophyta, Bryopsida, Funariales, Funariaceae.
GCAGCAGGGCCGGCCUGGGUGAUGUACACACCACUGGGCUGAGUUUCGGGCACGGGGUUUAUCUCUUGGAAGUCGACUAAGCUGAUCCUGAAACGAUGCGUGUAACGUGAACGGUGAUCUCGCUUCGUGGAGAAGAUUCACUCAAAGUUGAGGUGACCGGGAGGCGUAAACGUGGGAGGUGGAACGGUGUGACAAUUGCAGAAGUUGCCGAAGUGGGUGGGCGAAGUAAGAGUGAACGAACAGAUGAGGAAGCGUGGGACGUCGUCGUAGUUGUCGUCGUCCUCGCCGUCGACAAUUGACCGUGUGCGACGAGGUCAGUUUCGUAACAGGUGGGGGCGGGGCAGGUAAAGAAACGUAAAAUGAUGUGAGGCUGGUAUUGCGAGGCUGGCUUUCUCGUGGAUUCCCCAGGACCUGCACGCAAGUUGGCACCAAGACGUCUAUUGCCAAUCCAGCCUCGGCAGCUUGUAGCCAAUUUUCAUCAUUCCAUGCUUCGGUUGAUCGUUCGUUCUCUGUGCGUUGAGACGUGAUUUCAUCGUCAUCGUCGUUAGGAGGAGACAACGACUGAAUCAGUCUGCUGCUUCUCUUCCCUUCUUCACCCUGUGGCAUCUGGUGCCUGCGCAUCUGGUUGACAAGGUGGGCCUGCUUUGCAAUGCCGCGUGCACGUACACACCCGCAGCGUGUUUGUUUGCUGUGCUUGUGGCAUUUGCAGUGGCUAGAUAUGAGCGGCGAUGGUGGCGUAGAUUUGGUCUCUGAAUUGGAGAGCUUGUAGAUUGAUUGAUGGUUUGGGCGAGGAGAGGGAGAAAGAGGGCUUGAGGGAUGAUUGCAGUAGGGUGAGUGGAUAUCGGACUCCCACUUUCCUGCGGUUUAGUUCUUUGGCUAUGGGUGCUAUUGAUCUCAAUCUGAGGGAGUUUAGAAGAGAUGGGUAAGGUGUGAUCGUGGCGCCGUGAACAACCAUUUUCUGGUUUUCUGCGAGAAGGUUUUGCCACACACACACACAACCCCUCCCACUUUUUGUUUUUUUUUACCCUUCUCUUUCCUCAAGUCGCUUUGGAGGUAAAUUAUUUGUGUUUUUAUUCUCAUCCUUAAUACCGCACCAUCAAUUUGGUGUGGUAUUUGUAACAUAUUGGGGCUUUAGACGAAUUUUUGGAGAUUGUUUUGAGUGCGGCCUUACCAGAAUUGAGUCUGCUUCUGUAGUGACGGCGGAAGUUUUGGGAGUUUAGGGGGUUGGUGUGAAGUUUAGAGAAUUGGAUCUUGGUGGGCGAGAGCAUGCAAUCACAAUGGUCAUAAGGUGGUUGUAGAUAACAUGCUUUGGCUUUGGGAGCGCGCGAAAGCUGUAACAUUAAAGAGCGAGUGUUGCUUUCAAGACGAGCCAAUGGCAAGCUGAAGUGUUGCGGUGCGAAUGGAUUGGGGUGGGUGCAUAAUCGUCGCGCAUGAAAUGUUCCAAGGAGGUUUUAUGCUAUCCUAAGAGCGUGGUAGAGGUGUGGAAAUGGCAUGGGGAAGCCUACACAAUGACGCAGCUUUUCAUUGGAGUGCAACUGCGCUGCUGUUUGCCUCUGGAGAAGCAUUACUGGCCUUGAUAGUCUUCAUAUGCGCAGUCCUGAACUUCUUCACUUCAUCCUUUAUUCGAGUCUCUGGGCUCUACGUUCCUUGCUCUUGCUGUACGCAUCUCCAGAAAGGGUCAUUGGAAAAUGUAGACUCGGUACCACAGAAGGAUUUCGUGUUGCCAAAACCAAAGUCGAUCAGUGUUCCCAUUGAAAGUGAAGUGAGUUCAAGAGACGUUGGUAAUAGUGAUGACUCUUUGAGAGAUGGCGAUCUUAAGAAGUCUUCAGAUUUCAUCGCAGUCUGUGCUUCAUCAGAGAGUACGGCUCGCGAACACUUGCGGGAGGAUUCUCCUGAAGGAGAAAAAGCUGGGUCUGUGGAGACAAAUGUUGUACGAUCAGUACAGAUAAACGAAGACUCCAAUGGCCGAUGUCCCGAGGAUGUGAGACGGGAACAAUAUUUGAAAGAUCAGGAACUGCUGCAUGCUUUGCAGUUGGAGCGCGAAGCUAUGGCUGCUCUGUACAGUGAGUUAGAAGAAGAACGGAACUCUUCCGCUACAGCUGCGAGUGAAGCUCUAGCUAUGAUCUCCAGACUACAAGAAGAGAAAGCAGCUAUUCAGAUGGAGUCUCGACAGUUUCAGCGGAUGGUAAUGGAGAAAGCUUUGUAUGACCAGGAGGCAAUUGAAGUUCUGAAAGAAAUUCUUGCGAAACGUGAGGAAGAACGGCUAGCACUGGAGGAGGAGAUGCAUCUAUACAAGGAGAGAUUAGAAGCUGUGUUGAUGGAAGAGAGAGAUUAUGCUCAAAGAGCUGGAGUAGACUGCGCAUCCAUGCUCCAUCUCGAAGAAUCCUAUGUGGAUGAAAAAUCUAUCACCUCUCCGAAAUCUGAACGAGCAGAGCUUACGACUACCGAUAGAGUUGCUCCCAAUUCUAGACUUGCGAAGGAGGAGGAAGCUGAAUUCCUCGACAGACUGAACAAAACUAAGAGUCAGCUUCUUACUGCUCUGCUGCGGGAAGGAAUAUCUGAACCUGCAAGCGCUAUUAUGGAAUCAGUGAGCUUCGCUAAUGAGAUCCACAAAGCGAUGGCGAAAGUCUCGCCGAGAACUGAUAGUCUUCCAGUAUUGGAUCACGAUAGUCAAAAAACUCCAUUAGGGUUAAUUGCGAUCAAGGCAGGUCGUGAGAAUAGUCUACCAAUACCCCCUCCUACAGUUCAUAAGGGUCAGCUUGAGCAAGCACCGACGAAGACAACGGAUUGUGAAAGAGCUGCUGAUGCGCCUGUUUCUGCCAGUAGUGAAAUCGAUCCUCCGUCUUCGCCUUUCACAGUGGUCGAGAAGACCGAAGUGGUAUUGGAAGAGGAUGAUAAGAAAGUGUCUGAUGAACCUGUUUCUACCAGCUCUGAACGAGGUCUGCCAGCUUCUUCCUUCGCUGCCAUUAAGAAGCAGACUGAUAAGACAUUGGGGAUGGAUGGUGAAAAACCUCCUGGAAAGCCUGAAUUUGUGAGUCUUCUGAGUUUGAAGAGAAGAUGGAUCGCCCGCGGUUCUCAAGAAGUGUCACUAGCAGAGAGUCUAGCGAAAGCUAAGGAAGACAGGCGUAUGGAAGAGAAGAGGUUGUCAGUGUUAGAGUAUGUGAGGAAUUUGGAAGAACAACUUCAACAGCAAGGAGGGAGACCUACUGUGCAGCACGCUAGGCCAACAAGCAUUAAUGGAGGAGAAGAAGGUACUAAAUUCAAGAGCCCCGGUCAGCUUGAAAGCAGUUCUUCUUCAGUAAUGUCAGGCAGUCUUGAAAGAGGUAAUUCAUUUCAACGACUGAUUAUGGACGAAGAUUCUGUUGAUAACACGACCUUUCUUCAAGACGAGAGAAGAGACAAGAAGUACGCGCAGCAGUAUAGCUUCAACUCCGAAAGUGAUGCCCAAGUCAGUAACGAUGAUGGGGAAAUAUACGUCAAUGCUGGGAGGUCAGAAGAGAGUGUCGACGAAGCUCUAUCCGUGCAUGAUAUUUAUGAGACAAUUGACUCUUUGCGAAGAGAGAAUGGAGAGAUGAAGCUCAUCCAAGAGAUUGCCCAGCAGUCGCGCGAGCUGCGAGGCUUGGAGCAGAAAGAGAUCCAAUCUAUGAGCUUUCCGCCACAAACUCUGCAGUUUCAGGUUGGUAUUGGUCGGGAUGCCCCAAGAACGUAUAAGAAGCGUCGACACAAUAGUACUGUAAGGGCAGAUUCAUGUAGACCUAGCGCGCGUGGUCCAGGGCUUUCUCAUGCUUCCUCUUUGUCAAUGCUCGAUUUGUGCACAGAAGGGAAAAAUAAUAAUCCCUAUAGUGUGGUUUAGUGAAGGAAGGUAAAUGUGGACGAUCAGGAAGAAUUCCUGAUCAAAAUUGAAGAUCAGGUUAGAAAGUUACAAUAGGCUUUCAGGUUGGCACUGGUAGAUGCUCAAGCUGAACCGUGGUUUAUUCUUCGGAUUCCUUUUUGGUGUAUGUGUAUGGUAGACUAAAUUAGGUUGGUUACCACUUGAAGAGAUAACUCUGCAAGUUUUGUACGAUAAGCAGGAAUUCAUGAUGCAACUCUUGGAAAUGCCAGCCAAGAUACUCUCUUCUCUCGUA